AUGCGCUCAUUUUCAAAACAGAUUAUCGAUUGGUCUCUUGAUGCGAAUCAUACGACCUCUUUAUUUCAAACUUUGAACGAGACAAGUAACACAAAACGGAAACGACCGGUCUAUAGAACUCUUGAGAAAACAAUGAACAGGGCACGUAUAGUUUCACGUGGAACUUUCAGCUACGACAGUGUUGAGAUAGUAUGCUUCAUGGACUUCCUGCUUAGCUGA
This is a messenger RNA of Auanema sp. JU1783, 219 nucleotides long. Lineage: Eukaryota; Metazoa; Nematoda; Chromadorea; Rhabditida; Rhabditidae. The record is from the annotation of a GenBank genome assembly.